UCUUUUAUUACUUAAGUACAUGACUCUGUUCUUCUCCCCCAACAUCUUUUCUUCAUUUUCUUCUUCUGAAGCCUCAGAACUUGACGGGAGACAGAAUACAACUAUAAUUUCAUGGCGAACCCAAACCCCAGAAGUGACUGCUCAGACUCAGAGAAGUCUCAUAUGAAAAUAAAUUCCCCAGAGAGCCUCUCAAGGGGUGAUCUCCCUAAUUCCCACACCUUUCACCAAAAGACCAAAACCCCCUUCAGAGGUUACAUCUGUCGCCGGGAGACGACAACCUUCUAUGAAGGAUGUGUUGUGGGUUCUUCAAUCAACAACCUCCCCCCUGUGGAAGAACCAGAGGACACACAAAGUCUAGGAAGAUACAUGGGCCACAACUCUCGCACUAAGGACAACCCCAACCUGGUGUGUGCACCAAAUACUGGCGUUGAAGAGGAUGAGGACACAGACUCAGACAGCAAAGGAGCAGGAGCUGAUCAAAUUGUUACUGACAAUGACCAGCAGAUAAACAAGAAUUCAACAUUCAGGGGGCAACGGAUUGACCACGUGGCUGGCUGGCCAGUAAUUCAGCCUGUCAGUCCUAAACUCACCCAGGAACAAGCAGCAGAAGAGAGGAACAAGGAGGAGAGAAAGGAGGAAAGCAAAAGCAGUGAGGAUGAGGAUAAGGAAGCUGAUAAACAAAUUGAAAAUGGUGAAAACCAAGAUGAAGGCUUGCUAAUGGGAUCAACUGAACAAGAAAAAAAGGACGUGGAGAUCAAGAACAACAAAGACAUGGAGAGUAAUAAAAAAGAGUAUGUGGAGCUGUAUGCACAAAUCCAGGUGUAUGAAAGAUCUGAUGACACCAGGCUACCUGAUUCCACUGAGGACAAGGGAAAACAGAACAGUGAGAGUCACAAGGAGAAGGAAGAAAUACAAAUCAAUGAAGAACCUCAGGACGCUGAUAAACAAAGCCAUGGCUAUGACAAAGACGAUGCCCUCCAGCUCCGAGAUCCACCUGAGGAAAACUUCCAGCUGGGCAGCAGAUCCCCUCCUCAUCCAGCUCAGGUCCUGUGUGAAGAACAGUGUACAUGUGAGGACCUGCCUGCCUGUAAACCACCAGGAAAUACAGAAGUCACCCAAGUCCCAGAGAUGCCAGCGAUGCUCCCAGAAGAUGAACCUGCUGAGCAGAUGCUGAAGAUCAGCACUGAGUGGUCCUCCUCGGUCUCCUCUGGGGAGUCAGAGGAGGACGACCCUGGAUCUGACACACAAACCACAACCUGUGUGAAUUGGAGGCAGGCCUUCCGCCGGCUCCGGAAAAGAGUCCUCACGUGCCUGGGGAGGAGAGUGAUGGUCAGCAGCCCACCAGCAACCCCAACCAAGAAAAGUCUUCCCACCUCCAAGGAAACCCACCCCAAAAGAACCCUCAGAGAUUUAUUCCCCACACCCCGUCCACUAAGCACACUAAGUGGUGUGAUGUUGGCCCCACUUCUAUAGUUCUACAGUUUUAUUGUUUUUAAUAAAAUAAAGAUUCUUGUUCUCUGUAUCUGCUUCCUCCAGCACAUCUUCUCGAUGCAGGCUGAAAGGAGCCAUGCAGAGGACUGAAAUGUAUUCUCUGCAACUUGCAGGUAGCAUGGUGCUUCUUGAAGAGAAAGUGUGCUGCUUCUCUCCUUUCUCUCCUGCUGCCCAGGUUUUCUUCAAUCUCAUUGACUUUAUCUCUUUCAGGGAUUUCAUCCUGUUUUGUCACUGACUCACAUCCCCAGGUUUAGAAAGCAGUAGCACAACCAGGGUGGUGUGCUUUGGGGUGAUCUUCCAGGGCCUGAGCAAGCGGCAGUGAAGAUCCAGUCACUCAGGAAGAUGACUCCAGUUGACAGUGUUUGGGGAGUGCAGAGAGCAAUUCUCAUGGUCCUGGGGCACCAGGCUGCUUCUGGCAUUUUGGUGACUCCUUACACCAGGUGGGUCAUGGUUUUUGUUGCC
Messenger RNA from Heterocephalus glaber (naked mole-rat), 1953 nucleotides. NCBI's taxonomy places the organism in Eukaryota, Metazoa, Chordata, Mammalia, Rodentia, Bathyergidae. The record is from RefSeq and is a predicted model, not a curated record.